AAUUCGCCAUGUCAUUUCGCCAUGGCCAUGUCACUCGGCGUCGCUCGGUCGAUUUCAUUUGACAAUAUUGUCGAUCAGAUUUGUGCACCGCACAACGUUGCCCUUUCCAGGGAACUCUCAGAGUUCGUAUUUGGUUUAAGAGAGCAACACUUGAGAUGGGCGAAAGUGAGAUCGCUUUGAUGUCAUUAUGAGCAGAAACUCCUCUCAAGGAUCGUGCUCAAGACGAGCAUGUGCUCCUUUGCGGUUGGUCCAGAUCCUUCUGGUUCUUAAUGUCAUCCUUUUUGCAGCCACGGGUGCAUGUUUCUGGUGGUUGUCAUGGCUAACGCUGCAGCAUCAUCAGGUAUCGAAUGCUUUCAACCCUUUUGGACACCUGACAUAUGGAAAGGCACCAAAAAAACUUUUGCCCUUUGUGCCAGGGCCAAGGAAACGAACCAACUUUUUGCAGCGGUCGCACUGUUCCAACAUAGUUCGAGGACCAAUUCCAACCACUCUGCCGACCAAAAAGAAUGCAACGUGCACCUGGCAAAAGUCAAGCAGCAAAAGUUUUUCACAUUUUGCUGGUUCGACCUUGGAAACUUCCAUAGAAGAUGCGAAGCACGAGUGCAUUCAGCUUGGCAAUCUGUGCAGGGGUAUCUCUUGUCGAGGGGAGAAGUGUUUGGCCAUGAUGGGGAAACUGAUCAGGAAUAAUAAGACGACAAGCUUCCUGAAAAUGUGUUUGUAUUCUGGCGAGGCUCUUGAAGACACCAUUCUGCCAGCUGCAUCCAGCAACUCUACCAUUGUAGACGCUGCAGUGGUGGUGCUUGCGCACAACCGCCAGAGUGAUCUUGCGGCGUGUUUGGAUUCACUUCUUCAACUUGAAGACAUGAAGCUGUUUAAAAUUUUUGUAUCGUUGGACGAUGACAGAGCUUACCCCGAGAUGCGGUCAGCUGUCAUUGAACUUUCACAGCGGUACCAGCAAAAAAUUGUGGUUUGGACAGUCUCAGAGCGGAAGGUAGAGGCCAGUGACAACAAAGAGCAGCAAAAGUGGUUUAAAACAAGCACAGGCAAAAUCGCGCACCACUACUGGACAGUUUUUGAGCGGGCGUUUAUGGGUCAGCAGCACGACAUGGUAAUUUUCUUGGAAGAAGACUUGAUUGUGGCUCCUGACUUUCUUACACUGUUUCGAAGCACUGCUUGGCUUCUGAGAGAGGAUCCAAGUAUUUGGUGCGUGAGCGCCUGGAAUGACGUGGGAUUUGCAUUAUCUGCAUCCGAUCAAUGCCGCUUGUUUCGAACGACAUAUUUUCCUGGCCUUGGUUUCAUGCUACCUCGUCAUGUAUGGUUACAGUUGAGGGAGGAGUGGCCAUCUGCACCUACGAUGGGCUGGGACUAUUGGAUGAGAACCGCCUUUCGUCGAGCAGACAAAGAGUGCAUUGUUCCUGAAGUUCCUCGAAGCAGACAUGAAAGCAGAAAAGGAUCGUCUAUUGUCACGCACAAACAGGUCAGGUUUUUUGAGCUUUUCGCCUUCGCAGAGCUAGCAAGUGCUUGUGAUUCCACAGAACCAUGCAACCAAUUUGGAGAUAUUUCGUAUUUGUUGCGGACAAAGUAUGAAUUUUGGAUGCGAACUGCUUUGACUAAAGGUGAAACCAUGAGAGGUGAGAGCCAGCUGGUCCAGAAUGGAUACGAGUGUAGAUCAGAGGCUAUUGACCUUGGACCGCAAAAAUCCACUCAAGAUUGCGCCUUGUUGGUUGGCAUGGGUGACUGCAGUCAAUACUUUGGUUUCCCCAAACAGAACUCGCAUUGGGGCUGCAGAUGCUGCCGUGGCCUUGAACUGGUAGGGAAAGAACAUUCUCAUUGGUCCAUCUACUCUGCUGAAAGGACAGGCGAUCCAGGAAAACUCUAUGUUUAUCCGUACAAAUGGGAGGAGUAUUCACGGAUAGCCAUGUCCUUCGGUUUGCAACCAGAGGGCAUGGAACACAUGAUUCCGCAAGAUGUUCGCGCCGAACAUUAUGGGUUGGUCGUUGGGCGACAUCUUACCUCAGGUGCUGUCGUUCUCCUGGUAGACAAGAGAAGUUCAAAACAAUUUCUCCCUCCUGAUCAGCGGCUGACACGAAGCCUGAAACUGGUGCCUGUGGCAGGUCGUCAAGGUAUGUCCUGUGAGGAGUCAUGCAAGGAAGAUGAAAUGGCUUGUGAUGCUGAUCAGUUUCACUUUUUGAAUGAUUGCCAUAUUUUAACUUCCAGCUUUGGUUGCAAUUUCUGUGCCCAUCAGGCAGGCUUAGAGCUGCCUGCCUAUGUGGUAGACGUCUUUGAACCCACAGUUGGACAGUGUUUGGUCACAUAUAUUUCGCCAUUUCACUGCGCCACCAAGCACCCAUCCACUCGGAGGCUCUGCCCAUGCAUGCCCAUUCCGGGCUCGGAACAGCUGCUUGUGUGAAAA
Cladocopium goreaui is the source of this 2413-nucleotide messenger RNA. The record is from the annotation of a GenBank genome assembly. NCBI's taxonomy places the organism in Eukaryota, Dinophyceae, Suessiales, Symbiodiniaceae.